UCAUUGUCUCAACCGCGUCCUUCUUCGGCACCACUCGACGCCGGCGGUUUGCAAAUCACUCUCCAUGGCAUGUCUCGUAAGCCCAGCACUACUUCGGUUGGUCACAGGAAUUCAGCUUCUAUUUCUGUUACACCUAUCCGUAACUCUACAGCACCCAAUGGCUCCAUAACAAACUCUACACUACAACCGAGAGUCGGGCUUACAGCCCCUUAUUUGUCUUCAUCUUCAUCUAGUUCUGCCACAGCUUCCAUUCCAGCUCCUCAGACAGAUGGGUCCGGAAAUCCAACGGAGACAGAAAGUUCUCUUUCGGUUGGUCUGAGCACUAAGAUGAAGGAAGCAGAGGAUGCGAUGACGAUUUCACCAAGCCUUUCGUGCUCUUCCGCCUGGAUAGAUGCAGUGAUGCCAUGCGGAACUUUUUCUCUGGCAUCUAAGCACCGAUCCACUGAUCUACGUCUCUGCCAAGAGGAUAUGCCAGUGUCGACACUACAGAAUCUUGUUGACUCUAGACGUGAGAAUAACAAAGAGAUAAUGAUAGGACUAGUAGAUGAGGGGUCAAUGGAUCAAGCACAGACUUCUAAACGCCUUCGGCUCUCCUUUGGACAGCCAGUCGUUUCAUCAUUAAAGGAAACCGAGACCGAAGUAUCUGCUGUUGCCUUAAAUAACGAAAAUCGAGUGCCACAACUUCCUACCGUAGAGUGCCUAGCAUUGCACAACGGGAACUCAGGUGUUAGUAAAUCUUCUGGCCUUCCGCUACUACAACCAACCUCGACUGGCGGGUUUUCUACGCCAUUAACAGAUGUGCCAAUAGAGGGUGCUAGAGCAACCACACAUAUUGUUCAAGGGAAAAGUGAAACCAAUCUCAUAGGAAACAUAACUCUCACAGGCCCCGUCACAGAUACAAUCGCUGCCUCCCUUGCCUUACCAUCCGAAUCCAGUUCUCCAUCCCACUUAAGUGGACAGAAGACGUCUCCAAAGGCACCAUCUGCAGCUGCUGCAGCGGCAGUAUGUAUGGCGGCUCGCCAUCGAGACAGAUUCUUGCGCAUUGUCCGUCGCUAUGCAGCUAAGCGAUGUCCUGUGGACUGUGUGAUACUGGUAGAGCAGUGCCGACCUUUUAACAGUGACACUCUCUUUAUGAAACAUUUUAUGGACAGCUACCUCAAAAAGAUACUCAGAUUUGCUCUUGCAUCAUUAUCUGUAUCCAUUUUCGUAAUUCUUUAUGACUAG
Messenger RNA from Protopolystoma xenopodis, 1224 nucleotides. Lineage: Eukaryota; Metazoa; Platyhelminthes; Monogenea; Polystomatidea; Polystomatidae. The record is from the annotation of a GenBank genome assembly.